Molecule: messenger RNA, 1467 nt
Organism: Panicum hallii
Lineage: Eukaryota; Viridiplantae; Streptophyta; Magnoliopsida; Poales; Poaceae
Product: putative disease resistance protein RGA4
Exons: 1
Coding region: 142-1329 (395 amino acids)
Biological process (GO): defense response to other organism
Molecular function (GO): ADP binding
Source: RefSeq, a predicted model, not a curated record
UGGACGAACGACGUCAAUGCUCUGAGUCUUCAUUUUCCACAAAGCAGCUUCUCAAACCCAUUGUCUAGCUUCUCCCUCUCCACCCAAACAACCGUGUUUCCCUGUGUCCUGUGCGUGUGUUUUGGAGCUCCAGGCGUAGCCAUGGCUGAGGUACUGGCCACCAUGGUGGUCGGGCCGCUGGUGUCCAUGGUGAAGGAGAAGGCCUCCAGCUACCUCCUGGACCAGUACAAGGUGAUGGAGGGCAUGGAGGAGCAGCACAAGCUCCUCAAGCGCAAGCUGCCGGCCAUCCUGGACGUCAUCACCGACGCCGAGGAGCAGGCAGCAGCCAAGAGAGAAGGGGCGAAAGUUUGGCUAGAGGAGGUUCGGAAGGUUGCCUACCAGGCGAAUGAUGUUCUCGACGAGUUCAAGUACGAGGCGCUGCGCCGCAAAGCCAAGAAGGAGGGCCACAACAAGGACCUCGGCAUAGAUGUAAUAAAGCUCUUCCCUACUCACAACCGUAUUGUUUUCCGUCACAGGAUGGCAAACAAGCUCCUCGUGAUCUUGAAAGAAAUUGAUGUCCUCGUCGCCGAGAUGAAUGCAUUUAGGUUCAAAUUCAAACCAGGGCAGCCAGAGCCCACAAAUUACUUGAGGCAGUAUAAUUCUAAUAUCAUCGACCCAACAAACAUCGCCAGCAGAUCGAGAGCUGAUGAGAAGAAGGCAGUUGUUUCUACAUUGCUUGCUCAAGUCGGAAAUGAGAAUCUCACGGUCCAUCCAAUUGUCGGUAUGGGAGGGUUGGGCAAGACCACCUUAGCACAACUCAUUUACAAUGACCCUGAAAUCCAGAAGCAUUUCGAGUUGCGGCUUUGGGUGUGUGUCUCUGAUAACUUUGAUGCAGAUUCCUUGGCUGAUAGAAUAGUGAAAGAGAAUGGUUGUAAUCCAAGUGGAAGUUCAGCACGGGAGAAGCUUCAAAACGUAGUGAGUGGGAAGAGGUACCUCCUCGUACUGGAUGAUGUCUGGAACCGUGAUGAGCACAAGUGGGAAAGGCUGAAGUCCUACCUUCAACAUGGUGGCAAAGGUAGCUCACUGCUGACAACAACCCGUGAUGACAAAGUUGCUCAGCUAAUGGGUACAACAGAAGUAAAAAAUCUCAAAAGCUUAGAUGAAAUCUACAUAAAGGAAAUUAUUGAAACAAAAGCAUUCGGUUCAAAACAAGUAGAGCAAAGGUCUCGUGAACUAGUUGACAUGGUUGGUGACGUAGCUAAGAGAUGUUCUGGCUCUCCUUUGGCUGCUACAGCUUUGGGCUCUGUACUGCGACCAAGACCAGCAAGCAAGAAUGGGAUGCUGUACUAAAUAGAAGCACAAUUUGUGAUGAGGAAAAUGGAAUUUUACCAGUACUUAAAUUGAGUUACAAUUGCUUGCCAUCAUAUAUGCGGCAAUGCUUUGCUUUCUGUGCUAUGUUUCCCAAGGAUUAUGAGAUUGAUGUGCAAA